CAGCGGCCGUGUUACAAUCGGUGUCUACUUAACUUCAUUCCCACGCCGCUUCUUGUGUACAUUUCUGUUGUGAAGUCCUGACCAGAAAGCACGGCGGGAUUUCCUGCAAGAAUGCCCAGCGAAAUUGAAUGCAGUUUGUUGGUUGUCAUUAUUGAUACCAACCCAGUAUGGUGGGGUCAGUGUUUUCUUGAAGAAAACUCACAGUUUAACAUAUUCCGGUAUUUAGACAGCAUGUUGGUUUUUGUCAACUCCCAUCUCAUGAUGAAACCAGCCAACAAAUUAGCCAUCAUCGCAGCACACAGCAACAAAAGCUACUUCCUGUACCCAAAGGGCAAAGAAGAGGAACCAAAAGUGGUAACCAAUGAGGUGAACGAAGAGAACGGCACCACCACAGUUGCUAAUGUUACUCCUCGACCAUUAAACGACGGCCGUUACGAACUUUUUGCCCAGGUUGAUGAUCAAAUAACUGAACAGUUAAAGAAUCUUAUGGUUGACCAAGAGGUUGGCCAACUUUAUUCUGACUCUGUAGUCGCUGGUUCCAUCGGCAUGGCACUUUGCUUCAUCAACCGAAUGGAGAAGGAGCUUCAUCUUGGUGACAAACUUUCCAGUCGGAUCAUGAUAAUGAAAGGAUCUCAGGAUAACCCAGCCCAAUAUAUGAACUUUAUGAAUACUGUUUUCUCUGCUCAGAAACAGAAUGUCAUCAUAGACAGUUGUAUCUUGGGAGAGGACUCCAGUCUGCUACAACAGGCAUGUGAUAUUACUGGUGGCACCUACCUCAAGUUACCCACAGUCUCCGGCAUCUUACAGUAUCUACUGUGUGUCUUUCUUCCUGAUCCUCAUGUUAGACAUAAACUGUCUCUGCCAGCGAGGGUUCAAGUUGAUUACAGGGCUGCUUGUUUUUGCCACCGGAACCUCAUUGAUAUUGGUUACGUGUGCUCCGUUUGUCUGUCAAUUUUCUGUUCCUUUAGUCCGAUUUGUUCCACUUGUCAAACUACAUUCAAAUUCCUUGGACCUCCGAAAAUAUUGAAGAAAAAAAUUCGGAAAAACAACACGUGAAAUACCAUUGUACAUCGAACAUGAAGUUCUUGAACACUUGUUUGGACAUAUACAUACAUACAUACACAUAUAUAUAUAUGACAAGCUUCUUUCAGUUUCCGUCUACCAAAUCCACUCACAAGGCUUUGGUAUUUAUAUAAAUCUCUGUUGAUUGGUCAGAAGCGAUGUCACUCAGCACACUGCCUCAUGAAGGUCACUGCACACACAACCAUGUGCUGCCAUCUGUUGGCUGGCUACAGAACUAGUCCGGAAACGUUUUGAUACCACCUCGUAUAAGGUGUGUAUGUGUGUGUCAUCGUCUUCUUGUCUUUCUGCAUUGAGAUCAUUUGGGAAGGAAGCAUUGAUGUUUGUCUCUGUUUUACAAUUUGGUGAUUCAGCAUUUGAUGACAUAGAAUUACUUGAAAAACGUAGGUUUGCAUCUGAAGAGGGCAACUGACCAUAGAAGACUGUCUCAAGAAGUCCUGACUAACUCAUGCUAGCAUGGAAAAAAAAAAAAGAAUUAAACUCGACAUAAAAAUAACAGUGAUGAUGAUGAUGGUGAGGCUAUAAAAAUGCAAAACACAAAAUCUAAGAAUAAAUUUUUAUUAAAAUAACU
This is a messenger RNA of Octopus bimaculoides (California two-spot octopus), 1651 nucleotides long. Its product is annotated as general transcription factor IIH subunit 3. Gene Ontology annotation, biological process: nucleotide-excision repair; regulation of DNA-templated transcription. The record is from RefSeq and is a predicted model, not a curated record. NCBI's taxonomy places the organism in Eukaryota, Metazoa, Mollusca, Cephalopoda, Octopoda, Octopodidae. Gene Ontology annotation, cellular component: transcription factor TFIIH core complex; transcription factor TFIIH holo complex.